Molecule: messenger RNA, 2909 nt
Organism: Varanus komodoensis (Komodo dragon)
Lineage: Eukaryota; Metazoa; Chordata; Lepidosauria; Squamata; Varanidae
Product: RING finger protein 145-like
Exons: 10
Coding region: 29-2314 (761 amino acids)
Cellular component (GO): endoplasmic reticulum; endomembrane system
Molecular function (GO): zinc ion binding; ubiquitin protein ligase activity
Source: RefSeq, a predicted model, not a curated record
CGGCCGGGGGCUUGGUCCACGACCAGCCAUGCCCCCCAGGCUGGAGCGGGUGGCCAACGUCGUCCUGCGGGUGCCGAGCAUCCUCCUCCUGGACUUGCUGUACCGGUGGGAUGCGCGGUCCCUUGUCGAGCUCUUCUACCCCGGAGGCGCAGCGGCCCACCUGCACGAGUAUCACCUGUGCAGCGCCCACCGUGCAGGGCAAACGGUGUGCGUGGCGCUUCUGCUGCUCCCAGUGCGGCAUCUCGUGAAAGUGUACCUGCACCUCCUCACGCUGCUGCUGCUGUGUGUGGGCCACCACACCUCCUGGGAUUACGUCAAGUACGAGAUGGAGCGGGACUUUCAGGGGGCCGUGCACGGCGACCCCCUGCUGCUCACAUACCUUGUCAACGUGCUCGCAGGUCAGGUCCUCCUCGUCGCCCUCUGCGCCUUCCUGAUGAAGACCAGGCGCAUGUGGCUGUUCUGCGCCCCGCUCCUGCCCCUGGUCGCCCGGCUGUGCUGCCUCCCGCUGGGGGUCCUGCCCGCCGUCAGCGUCCUCGCCGCCUUCCUCAGCGCCGUGGUGGUGCUCUACGUCGCCCUGUCCAGCUUGCCGGGGCUCCUCGCGUUGGCCAGUGCGGCCUGGCAGGAGAUCAGUCAGGCCCUGGAGGUCUCCAGACUGGUCACGCUGGGGACGACCCUCUGGAGCCAGCUGGCCGUGCCGCUCCUGUUCCUGCUCUUCUGGCUGACGCUGUUCACGGCGCAGAUGGGCAGCUUCGUCUUCUCCCGCAAGCGACUGCUCUUGGCCAAGCACAGCUUCGCCUUCAUCCUCCUCACCAGCGUGGCCGACUGCUCCGGCACGCCCUAUUCCCUCGUCGGGCUCUCCUGCGCCGUCUCCUACCUGGCUUGGGGGGUACUCAAGCUCUGCAAGUUCUACCUGGCGGGCUACAGCGCGUGCCAGGACAGCGACGUGAUGCACAGGGGCGUGACGGAGGGGGUGACGCUGCUGCUGCUCGCUCUCCAGACGGGCCUGCUGGACCUGCGGGGCCUGCAGAGGGCCUUCCUGCUCAGCAUCCUCCUCUUCAUCGUGGGGACGUCCACCCUGCAGUCCAUGAUUGACAUCACCAACCCCAUCGUCCUGGGGCUUGCGAUUUCGCGGAACAGGGGCUUCUGGAGGCACUUCCGCGGGGUCAGCAUGUGCGUCUUCCUCCUGCUCUGCCCCACCGUCAUGGCCUGCAAGAUCGCCCACGUCUUCCACCUGGACUCCUGGCUCCUCAUCCUCAUCUCCAGCUCCGUGCUCACCUCGCUGCAGGUGUUGGGCGUCCUCUUCAUCUACUUGCUCUUCGUGGCCGAGCUGUUCCAGGACACCGUCGUGGAGAAGAUGGACGAGCUCAUCUUCGGCGUGAACGCCGUCAGCCGCGUGCUGGAGUUCCUGGUGGCGCUCUGCGUGGUGGCCUAUGGCGCCUGGGAGUCCGUCUUCGGGGAGUGGAGCUGGACCGGGGCCUCCAUCAUCAUCCUCCACUGCUACUUCAACGUCUGGCUGCGGGCCCAGUCGGGCUGGAGGAGCUUCCUGCUGUGCCGGGACGCGGCCCAGAAGGUCCGCCUGCUGCCCAGCGCCACGGCCGAGCAGCUGGAGGACCGCGAUGACGUCUGCGCCAUUUGCUUCCAGGAGAUGACCGUGGCGGUGGUCACCCGGUGCGGCCACUUCUUCCACGGCGACUGCCUGCGCAAGUGGUUCUACGUGCGGGGCACCUGCCCCCUCUGCCACCAGCCCGUCGUAGCGGGGGCCAGGCAGGAGACCCCCCAGGACCAAGCCCCGGGGCGAGGGGCAGAGCCGGCCCUGGAGGGGGCGGAGGCCCCCAGGCCCAAGAGCGACGGCGAAGCCCCCGUGGGCCAGAGCGCCGCACGCACGGCAGCAGAGCCCCUCCGGACGGGCGGGCCGGAGCCUUCGUCGGCAGCAGCGUCGGGAGAACAACGUCGGCCCUCCGGCACCACGGGGGAACCCGCGGAGAGCGGUCCCGGCUGCGGGCCCUCCUGCCCGGCAGCGGGUGUGGGCCAGGCCCCGGUCGAGCGGGAGCUGCCCCCGGCUCCGGCCAGUUCCGGAGCACCGUCCCCUGGAGCCGUGCUCGGCGGCCCUGGCGCGCCCACGGCCCCGGGGCCCCAUCCUCGCAGCGGGAGCGCUUCCCACGGAAGGGGUGGCGCAGCCAGCGCGCACGACGCAGAUGGCCCGCAGCCCGCCGGUGCGCCGGGAGCCCCCGUGGAGGGACCGCUUGGGCAGCCCGCGCUCAGCCCGCUCGCCACCGGCCCUUCCGUGGCCGCGGAGGCGCAGUGGGCGGCGUGACCGGGACCCGACGACGUCGAGGAGUCACGACAGCCGCUGCAAGCCCUCGGCGAACUCUGACGACGACAGUGCCGAGGAGGACGGGGGUCCUCGAGCCGCCCCUCCCCUCCCGGCGCUCAGCCAGCCCUUGCCGUGUGAGCCCGCCAUGUGCAGUGACGCCCCCCGUUCUGCCUGCUCCGAGGGGUGCAGCCGGUUGCAGCUGCGGCAGGAGCAGCCGCCGCCCAGUCUCGCCACCUCGGUGUUUGUGUUGGCCGCAACGCGUCCGCACACAAGGAAAUCUGGCACUCGGGCAGGGUUCAGCCUGGGCGGUGGCAGUGCAUUUCUGGGCCCCUGUGUGCUUCUGCACGCGCCCCGCCCCCCCGCCCCCCGGAGCACCGGGAAAUCUGAGCGGUGCGUGAAGCAGGGGCAGUGCCUUCUCUGCAGCCCGGGGAGCCGUGUGGGGCUUGAGCCCCCCUGGCGCUGGUGCCUUGCAGGACGCGUGCUCGUGUCAGCCGGACGUGAAGCGCUUUGCUUGUGAGUCCAAGUGUCGUAAGCCAUCCUGAAGGACAGGAUAACAGUGUUUUAAACGAAUAAAUAAAUAAAUUCUGCCCACCAA